AUGAGAAAAACAAAAAAGCAAGAAAGAAUUUGUCAUUUAUGUCAUAAUACCCAAUCAACAAAGUGGAGAAGGGUAACUGAAGAUGCCUUGAUCAAAUGUAAAGAUAAUGGUAUUAGGUUAGAAGUUGGCAAGUAUCUAUGUAAUAUUUGCUAUGCACAAUAUAUUUCAAACUUUAUUUAUAAUUAUGAAGUAUUACAAAAUUCUAAUAUGACUUCUUUUAAUCUGAAAAAAAUUACUUUAGAAAUUGAUAAUAUAGAUUAUGAGAUAGAUUUUAUGAAUUCCAACAUUACUGAUGGUAACUUAAUAUUAAGGCAAGAUGCUGUUGUGCGUUCAUGUGAUGAAGCAAUGAUUUCUAGGGAUGCAUAUAGAUCACUUUCAAAAAAUUACCCAGAGUUAGAAAGUGAUGGAGCCUAUCAUUCAAUUAUACACAUAUUAAAUAUUAUAAUUCCUUUAUUAAAAUCUUCAAAAACAUUUAAUUUAUUUAAUUAUACAUUAAAAAUCAAAUUAAGUGGUGAUGGUCAUUUGGUUGGAAAAGUUCAGAGCCAAGUUAUAUUGACAUUCUGUCUACUAAAUGAAAAAUAUUGCUGGUCAUUAUUUAAUGAAGAACUUUCUAAUUUGAAAACAAAUGGAUAUAUUGAUCCAGAAAAUACCUAUUGGAACGUUGAAUUUUUUAUGUCUGCAGAUUGGAAAUUCAUGCAAUUGGUUCGUGGUAUUAAGGCUUCUACAGCUGAGCAUUUUUGUCUUUAUUGCAAUUGUUCUAAAUCACAAAGAGCAAAUAUGGAGCUCCAGUGGAGUAAUGAUUAUAACUCAAAAACUAAAAGUUAUAAUUACGAUUGCCUAUUACCACUUGUUGAUUAUAAAAAUUGGAUACCAGAUGAGCUCCAUUUAAUGCUAAGGAUAAGUGAUAUUUUAUUUGAAUCUUUGUUUUAUGAUCUUAAUCGUAACCCAAAAAAAUUUGAAAAAGAAAUUUCUAAUCAAAUAAUUUUAGAAGCCAAAAGAAUUGGAAUUUCUAAAUUUGAAUUUUUUGAUCUAAAAAGUUCAAAAUUUAAAUGGACAGGUUUAAAUGGCACUCAAAAGUUAACAUUUUUAGAAAAUUUUCAGGCUUCUAAAUUUUACAAUGAUGGAAAAGGAAUAAAAAUAGAAAAUCUAUGGAAGGAAUUUAUUAGAUUAUAUAGGUUAAUAAGAAGGUCUCUUUUAAGCGAUCAUGAAAUAGAUAAUUUUCAAAAUGACACAAAACAAUGGAUUCAAAACUUUUCAGAAAUUUAUCAUAAAGAAGAUGUUUCACCAUAUAUGCAUGUGCUCUCCAUGCAUAUACCACAGUUCAUUAGAGAUUUGAAAAGGCAAGAAUUAUCCUUGCUUCUAUUUUCAUCUUCCAGUGUUGAAAAAAAGAACCAUCAUCAUGUUAAAUUAUUUUACGGUAAAACUUGUAUGGGUGGUGGCCAAAAAAAAGAACAAUCAGUAGUUUAUGAUCUCUUAAAUUUUGAAAAUAGACAACUAUAUUAUUUAAAAUACAACAUUCCUCUUUUGUUUAAGAAAAAGAAUAUUAAAAUAGAUUUAAGAAAAAAUAAUCACAAAUGA
Messenger RNA from Entrophospora sp. SA101, 1578 nucleotides. The record is from the annotation of a GenBank genome assembly. Lineage: Eukaryota; Fungi; Glomeromycota; Glomeromycetes; Entrophosporales; Entrophosporaceae.